This is a messenger RNA of Chlamydomonas reinhardtii, 2683 nucleotides long. RefSeq lists its product as uncharacterized. The coding region runs from base 146 to 2158 and encodes 670 amino acids. NCBI's taxonomy places the organism in Eukaryota, Viridiplantae, Chlorophyta, Chlorophyceae, Chlamydomonadales, Chlamydomonadaceae. The record is from RefSeq and is a predicted model, not a curated record. The transcript has 16 exons.
GGCAAAGUAUUGAGCGAGUUUCGUAUACCGCGCUGCGUCCGCGUGCACUUCGACGGGUUUCAGCCUUUGCAGUUUGAGCCAAUCUCGCGCGCUUGUCGCCAUUAAUAUCUGAUGGCACACACGAUGACAUCGUCGUAAACAUUCCAUGGGUUGCGGUGCGUCGCAUCCGGCGGAUACGGUGCUUGGGGAGCCGACACGUCAAGGGACCGCGGACACGGUGAAUGCAGGCAUGGUGCACGGCUCGCGCGGCAGUUAUGCGGGCAUUCCGCUGCUGGAGAUGUACAGGGACGUGGAGGAGAAACUGUUGAAGCAGGCACACGACCGCAACUACGACAAGGCGGCCCUGAACACAAAGCUCCUCGAGGCGCAGGGCGCACCGGGGUUGCAGGCCAAGUCUGCGCUGCUUCAAGUGUACCGCACACAGGCUGACGUGUACACGGACUUCGCGGCAAAGUCACCGCUGUACAUUAACAUGCCCACCGUUUGCGCCGCUGGCCCUGGCAACGCCAUUCCGGGCUCACUGAUGUUGGGCAAGGCGGCCGAGCUGGAGGCGGAGGUGGACGCACUGGGCCGCGGCGGCGCCGACGGGCAGUCGCCGGUGCCGCCCAACACACCUCUCCUGGGGGAGCACCUGACGGCAGUGAUGAAGCUCAAGGCCAUGUGGGGCAGGAAGCUGCUGCAGAUAACUCUGACGGUGUACACGCACCCGGUGCUGGGGCGUGUUGCGCUGGUGCAGCCGCUGCUGUUGACCGCCUGCGUGCAGCGGCUCUUCGCAGAGGGAGAGGAGAUAGUUACGGCCCUUCUGGAGGGUGGCGCCUCGCCUAAUGUGCGCAACUCUCUCAACAUGACCGCACUCAUGAUGGUGGUGGCGGCGCUGGCCAAGCGCCUCGCGGGCGCACUCGACAACGGCUACAACGACGACCUCACCGCGGACGCGGCCAAAGCGACGGCCGUGGCACGGCUGCUGCUGGCGGCCGGGGCGGACGUGCGGGCUUGGAUGCUGGGGUUCGGCCGGACGUGGUCGGCCAUGUCGGAGCGGGAGCAGGAGGUGGCCCUCAACUUUGGAUCCAUCCAGGCCACACGGGCCGUGCUGCAUCUGGACAGGUACACUGUGCGGGAUGGAUACGACCUGUUGCUGCGGCCGCUGCGGGAGCGGGCCGAGGCGGUGUCCCCCGGCGCGGGUGCACACCUGGACCAGCUGGAGCAGCUGCUGACACACGGCCUGCCGGGCGGGGGCAGCGGUGCGGGCGGGGGAGAGCCUGGUGCCGGCGGUGCCGGGGGUGCGGGCGUGCUGGAGCGGAGCGACUCGGCACGUGGGGCAGCAGGUUGUGGCACCUCACUGGCCGUCAACAAGGACGUCACGUGGCCGUGGGUGCAGGCCAUGAGUAACAUCACGUGGGCCGUGUCCCAGGUGGCUAUGGGCUCGGAUGCGGCGGCCCGCCGCGCCAUCCUGCGCGCGCUGCAGACCCAGGCGCCCUUCGCACUGCCGCCCAUGUCUGUGGUGUCAGUGGCACAGCUGCGGCAGCAGGGGCGGAUACCCAGGUUCUCUCGGGUGGACUCGGCUAAGGACAUGCACGACGCCGCGGAGACAGCUGCCGCCCCAGCAGCUGCAGCCGACGCGCCGCCGCCCCAGCCGCUGCCGUUCGAGCCGCUGCAGGUGGAUGAACUGCCUCCGGGCUGUGUGGUGGUGUUCGUGAGCCACCGCUGGCUGGGGCGCGGCUGCCCGGAUGACGACAAGGGCACCAAGCUGAAACAGGUAUACGCGAUUGCCGACCACGUGGCCAAGCACCGCCGUGUGCCCGCCGACAAGGUUUACUUGUGGCUGGACUAUUCCGUGGUCGACCAGGACAACCCAAUGCCGGGAGUGCAGGCGCUCCCGGUCUACAUCGCCUGCUGUGACGAGUUCGUGUACGUGCACCACGACGAGUACUGGGAGCGCGCGUGGUGCCUCACAGAGCAGUUCAUGCAUUGGAAGCUAGGCACGGGCGAGUCCAAGCACCGCCUGGACCCCACCGGCCUAGCGUUCACCACGGAGAGCAGCCGCGUGCAGCCGCCCGACCCCACGUACGGCAAGCUGGCUGUGGAGGCAGACCGCAUCGCGCUGGCGUCCAUGACCUCCAUCAUGCCGUACACACUGCCGGGGGAUGAGGACUACUAGCUAGGGAUUUAGGGGGAUUGCGGUAGGUGGAUGCGUGCUGGGCUGCUGGGCGUGUGCUCUCGGUGUGUCAGUGUAUGCCGAGGAUUGGGCGGUGGGUGCGUGGGCUGGUGGGUGCGUGCACAAGUUCUCACUUCUGUAGGAUUUCGUGCGUGAGCGCGAAUAGCGCGGUCUCUGGUGUGACCUGGAUUGAUGGCAGUGCCUGGAUAGCGAUAGCGAGUGAUUGGGAGUGUGUGUGCAGGGUAUGGAGGAAGGGUUGAUCCUGUCCUGCCCAGCCAGCCGGCCUAGGUCCGUGAUGUGAGGAGCUAGAUAGGUUGAUCCGUCUUAGCGCUAGCCCUCUUACACCGUCCUGAGUGGUCGUCUGUCCUAGGCGCAAACUUAACACAUAUUGCUUCGGCGUGUCGGGGCGCGGCGUUGGCGAGAGCCACGAGUGGCCGUAAUACCGUGGGGGCAUGUCGCACCCGUGAAGGGCACUUAAAAAGGCUCAUCCUGACGUUGGACUCUACAGUUGCAAUACCUUCCCAAUGA